This is a messenger RNA of Closterium sp. Naga37s-1, 585 nucleotides long. NCBI's taxonomy places the organism in Eukaryota, Viridiplantae, Streptophyta, Zygnematophyceae, Desmidiales, Closteriaceae. The record is from the annotation of a GenBank genome assembly.
AUGCCCGAGGCGCGAACGAACGGCGAGUUUUGGGGAGCUACGCGGGGAGCUACGGGGGAGGCUACGCGGGAGAAAGUUCCGCAGACGAAUGAUGAAUUCCAGGGAGCUGCGCGGGAGAAGGAAGACGCGGCUCGAACGAUAGGAUUGAAAGACGCGGAAACGGGAGGGGGCAGGACUAAGUUAGAGACGUCUUUAAAACGGGAUGCUCCUAAACGCGAAGCGGAGGAGGCGGUUUUGGCGAUAGACGUGGGUACGGGCGGGACCAAAGCGGCUGUGGUGACGUGGCAUGGUGCUGUCGUGGCUUCUGCGUUCUGGCCGCACGCUCCGCCACGUGGCGCGGGUGAUGACGUGGCACAGGCGCGGCAGACGGCGGAGCAGGAGCCGUCUGAUUGGUGGAGAGCGGCGGCGGGCGCAGCUGGGGAGUGCCUGGCGCAACUGGAUGGGCGGAAGGGGGGGAGUGCGGGUGGGGAACGGGAAUGGGGUGGAGUGAGUGGAGAUGGGUUGAGUGCGGUGAGGGUGGUUGGUGUUGCUGUGACCGGUCAGAUGCAAGACAUCAUCCUGCUUCCCCAGGUACCACCUUCUCAG